UGUAAUUUUGAAUACGGACUCACAAUUAUUCAAAAUCGCGAAAUGGAUUGCUACGAGGUCAAUUUCAACAGAUCAUGGGCAGAGUAUGCAACUGGAUUUGGUAAACCUUAUGCUGACUAUUGGCUUGGUUUGCAACACCUAUACGACAUUCUACAGAAUCAUCUUAGAUUUGUUCUCGCCGUCAAAUUGAAACUAGAUGGCACAGAAUACCAAAGUUAUUAUAACAACUUUGAUAUUACGGAUACUGCCAACGGCUUUCAAUAUAGUUCAAAUAGAUAUAAUGCGGGAGUUGGGAUUGGGACCGGGGACUCUAUAGGUCAACUAUUUUCUACAUAUGAUAAUGAUCAUUCUGGACAGAAUUGCGCUAAUCGCUUUCAUGGUGGAUGGUGGUAUACGUCCUCAGUAACUUGCUCUCUUGCAAACCUCAACGGGGAAAGAAAUGGCCCAAAUUUUGAGUCGACUAUCCAUUGGUCGAAUGAUAAAGGUCAAAGAACUGAUUUUGACUAUGUUUUGAUGUGGAUAGAUCGCAAAAAUUGA
Molecule: messenger RNA, 537 nt
Organism: Lottia gigantea (owl limpet)
Lineage: Eukaryota; Metazoa; Mollusca; Gastropoda; Lottiidae
Exons: 2
Source: RefSeq, a predicted model, not a curated record